GUCAUUUUUACGCAUAGUGGCUAGACAGUGGUCCUUCAGGGAUCGCAUCCUAAAUGUUUAUCCUUUAAUCCAAUGCGCUGUGCCGGCUUUUUUUUAACAUAUUUAACGUUUUUAAUUCAACUUAAUACUAGAUAAAUGUGUGGGUUCACAAACAGAUCUGAUCGUUGCCUGAGUGAAAACAAACAAUAACAAAGCGCAUGACAGUUUGGGAUAUUACUGUAAACGGUCACGAUGAGCGACAGCGUUUACUCUUCGGGAAAGGACGGUCAAGCCCCCGCACCCGCGGAGAGCAGCACAACCACGCCGUCAGACCCGGAGAACUUACUGUACGACGCUGACGACCCCGGCGACGAGAGCGACGCGCUGGACGCCAGAGACGGCGCGGGCAGCCCGGAAGAGCUCAACGACGACGAUACGUCCGGAGAGAGCGAGAGUGUGCCGAAGACCUGCACCUAUGACGGCUGCACGGAGACCACCACACAGGUGGCCAAAGCCAGGAAACCGUGGAUGUGUAAAAAGCACCGCAACAAAAUGUACAAAGACAAAUAUAAGAAGAAGAAAAGCGACCAGGCCAUGUCGUCUGGAAAAUUAGAAGAGGGUUCGGAGGAGAGGCCUGUCUCAGUUACUAAGCAACGGCUGGGUACCAUUGGAGACAGACCAGCAAGACCUUCCCUCAUUGAGCAGGUGUUGAAUCAAAAGAGGCUGUCUCUGCUGAGGAGCCCAGAAGUUAUCAGCUUUUUACAGCAGCAACAACGUUUGCUGACCACACAGAACCGCACGCAAACCCAGCACAACUACUGAAGAGGAUUAAAUGCGAUCAUGUUUUACAAACAUUUCAAACAGGGAAUAUUGUGUUUUGAAAUGGGGACUGUCAGCAUCUGUGACCUGCACCGUCAUUAGAUGGUGUGGAGAACAUCAGCCCUGCAGCCUGGAAACUUGGAUAUUUUCUGAAUGAUCUGAUUGAUCUUAAGUACUUGUCUCAUCAUGAAGCUGUUGAUAUCAGCAAACAAAUAAUCAGCUAAAUCUACCGUAUGUCAAAUGUAUUUAAACGGCCAUUCUGUUGUGCUUCAUAUAGUGUAUUUUAACUUGUCUUUAAAAUGAUGAAAAAAUAAAGCUGCAGCUGUAGAAAUCAAUAAAUGAUUGGAAGAAUUCAGUUUUUAUUUGUAUUUGAUUGGAACGCUUUUAUAACUUUCAUUAAAAAGCCAUUGACAAACAUUA
This is a messenger RNA of Triplophysa dalaica, 1218 nucleotides long. RefSeq names its product regulatory factor X-associated protein (gene rfxap). The transcript is spliced from 3 exons. Gene Ontology annotation, cellular component: nucleus. Bases 232 to 801 code for a protein of 189 amino acids. Gene Ontology annotation, biological process: regulation of transcription by RNA polymerase II. NCBI's taxonomy places the organism in Eukaryota, Metazoa, Chordata, Actinopteri, Cypriniformes, Nemacheilidae. The record is from RefSeq and is a predicted model, not a curated record.